This is a messenger RNA of Mycena indigotica, 1020 nucleotides long. Its product is annotated as SET domain-containing protein. The coding region runs from base 1 to 1020 and encodes 339 amino acids. Lineage: Eukaryota; Fungi; Basidiomycota; Agaricomycetes; Agaricales; Mycenaceae. The transcript is spliced from 4 exons. The record is from RefSeq and is a predicted model, not a curated record. Gene Ontology annotation, molecular function: protein binding.
AUGAAGCGGGGGUUCCUCAACAGUGCGAAGUCAAAGGCCAUCCGCCUUGGCUCUGACGCAGGCUACGGCUCCAGCAGCACAAUCGGUGCACCGUCGAUGCCAACCCCAGAUCUCUCCUCCAGUGGCACUGAGACAGUCAUCCUGCCGGCCAAUGCAGCCCCUGACGAGCCCGUGACCGUUUGUUUCUUCUGGCCCGGCUCGAAAGAGGUGUUGAUGAAGAUGCCGGGCUAUCCCAAACCCUUGCGCAAAGUGUCCGAGCCCACCUUUCGAGUCGGUGAGGCUGGCAGCAAGGGCCUCGGCCUGUUUGCGACGCGUGCUUUGAGCCAAGGAGAGCUGAUCAUCGAUGAACAACCGUUGCUCAUUAGCGUUCGCGGGGUCCCUGUGGCGGUGCCGGCGAUGCUUAAUCAGGAACAGACGACCAAGUACCAAUUGAGAGAGUUUGAGAAGUACCUGGAGGUGGUGUUGAAGAAAAUGCGGCCUGCGGAUCGGGAAGCUUUCAUGUCUCUUGCGAAUAGCCAUCUAACUGAUGGAUCAGGACCCAUUGCUGGCCGUAUUCGAACGAAUUCUCUCGGUCUGGAUGGACUCUGUCCUGCUAUGACUGGCCCGAUGGCACAGUAUAGCUCUGUCCCGCAUUAUAUUUCGCGCAUGAAUAACAGUUGCUCACCCAAUACAACCUCCAAUUUUCACGACGCGUCGAUUUCUUAUACGGUCUAUGCAGCGCGCGACAUUGCGGAAGGCGAAGAACUGACGCUGUCCUACUCCGACGUCUGGGACACCGCAGCCAACCGGCAACAGACUUUCAAGCCAUACGGUUUCGUCUGCGCGUGUGAUGCGUGUCGUGACCCCAUCAGCUCCGACCGUCGGCGCGCCAAAAUUCGCGCGUUUGUUCCGUCUGUCCGGAUGUGGGCCGUCAACCGGUCGCUGCCUGAUGACUGGCUCAUCAACAAGUGCCUCGAGCAAAUAGCGCUGCUGGAACAAGAGAAGCUCGAGGGCGAAGUCGCAUUACCAUGCCGCGAUUAA